AUGCAUUCCGCGUCGAACAUUCUGAGGUCUUUGAACUCCGUCCACCUGCCCACUUACAGUCUGCCCCCUCAGGUCAGCAUGAACCCGCCUUCGACUCCACCCGAGGCCGACGAGGCCGAUCCAAUAACCCCGACGAUCGUGAUCAGAUCGCCAGACCAGCACUUGGGCAUCAACCAAUCCUACAAGGAGUCCUCGUUGAAAAAACAGAAAAAGGCCAAAGGGCCAAUCAUGGACUUCCAAAUCCCUCCUCCAGAGGAAUUACCGGUUAUCUACGACGAGCCUGACCACAAAAAGCCGCCUUAUUCGUAUGCCACGCUGAUUGGAAUGGCCAUACUGAGAUCGGAAGAGAGAAAGCUCACUCUGUCCCAGAUAUACGGUUGGAUCUCUCAGACCUUCAGGUACUACAAGAAAGAGGAUGUAGGCUGGCAGAAUUCGAUUAGGCACAACCUUUCAUUGAACAAAGCUUUCACCAAGACUGAAAAGUCCAAGGACGGAAAGGGCCAUUUCUGGAAGAUCGAGACCGGCUACGAGCACAUCUUUCUCAAGAAUAAGGCCUCGUCGAAGAGGAAGAUUGACGAUGCAAAUGGGCCAAUGAACGAGACGAAACCUUCGCUACUGCCACCUCUGCCGAGAGCUCACAUAGACGAGAGCCCCAUACCUGUCAAGAGAUAUAAGCCAUCCGAUAUCAAGAUCGGUAACGGUGAAUUACUCAACAUUCCCUCGUUGGGUGCACCUAGUCCAAACUGGAGAAUGUCGAACGAUCACCAGCCCCAGAUGAUCUUCAAGUCCACAUCUGAGUUCUCCUCAACCACAACUAUCUUCGACUCGCCCAGGCCGUUGUAUGGCAAUGCGAACAGAGAGUUCACCUCUUCGUUCAGUUGCAACUUCGAGCUGUCGCCUGUCAAGGUUAAAGAGACCGGCCCACUGCUUGAACCGAUCACACCAGCCCGCCAGUUCAGGCAGUCCACAAAUCUGACAAAGACUCCAAAUUCCGUCAAAAAACUUUGGAACUCGCCCUCGUAUCUGGAUGACUUUUACACUUCUCCGGUGAACGAUGGGUCUCCAAGGAAGAAGGUGACCGACCUGUUUGGAUUCUUCAACAGAAAGGAGAACGACAUAUAG
Kuraishia capsulata CBS 1993 is the source of this 1122-nucleotide messenger RNA. RefSeq lists its product as uncharacterized. The coding region runs from base 1 to 1122 and encodes 373 amino acids. The record is from RefSeq and is a predicted model, not a curated record. The transcript has a single exon. Gene Ontology annotation, molecular function: RNA polymerase II cis-regulatory region sequence-specific DNA binding; DNA-binding transcription factor activity, RNA polymerase II-specific. Gene Ontology annotation, biological process: regulation of transcription by RNA polymerase II. Lineage: Eukaryota; Fungi; Ascomycota; Pichiomycetes; Pichiales; Pichiaceae.